AUGGUUGUCCACAAUCUCGCAGAGUACGUAGCAUAUCACCAAGCCAAGCUACGCAAGGAGCAAGCUGCGGCAGCUGGCCGUCCCUCUCCUGCAAGAAAAUCCGGUGUUAAUGAAAUCCAUAGCAAAUCCUCCUUCGACACCUCGAUCGGAUCCUCGGACAAGCUUAUCGUCCUCGAUUGUUUCGCCACCUGGUGCGGGCCCUGCAAAGUCAUUGCCCCCGAAGUUGCCCGCCUCAGCGAGGAGUACAAAGACCAGGCCGAGUUCUACAAGGUCGACGUCGACCAAGUGCCCGACCUCGCUCAGGAGUUGAGCGUCCGCGCCAUGCCUACCUUCAUGCUCUUCAAGAACGGCGAGAAGGUCGCUGAGGUCGUCGGUGCCGACAAGAAUGCUCUCAGAAAACGUAUCACGGAGAACUUGUAG
This is a messenger RNA of Exophiala bonariae, 420 nucleotides long. RefSeq lists its product as uncharacterized. Gene Ontology annotation, cellular component: cytosol. Lineage: Eukaryota; Fungi; Ascomycota; Eurotiomycetes; Chaetothyriales; Herpotrichiellaceae. The record is from RefSeq and is a predicted model, not a curated record. Bases 1 to 420 code for a protein of 139 amino acids. Gene Ontology annotation, molecular function: protein-disulfide reductase activity. The transcript has a single exon.